GAAAUGGCUAGCAUGCUGGCGCGGUUGUUGAAAACAAACCCAGGGUAACCGUUGUUGAUGUGAGCGUGGGUUCCACUUCAACCGUAAAACUAUUACAAACUGUGCUUAACAUGUGUAGUUAACCAGCUAUUGGCUGUAGUGCAUGCGCUGAUAAAUAUUGAAAUUGUAUCAGCUAGCUAUAACUAUGGAAUUGUCCACUCUGAUAAAAAAGACAGGCCAUCGCUUGGUGGAAAUUAGAGUGCGGGCACUCCAGAACAUAAAGUGCAAGCUGGAUCAUGGCUUAUUGUCUAUUCCCGAUCUUGUCCAAGAGAAAAUGUUGUUCGUUUGCUUGCUUGAGUGGUUUAAUUUCCCUGAAGUGCCAAUGCAAAGAGAAGUACUGGAAAUUCUGCAUGCUUUGGCCGAACAUCCCACAGCUGCACAGAUGCUCAGGGAUGUGGGUGCUGUGGAGUUCUUGACCCAGCUUUCUCCGAAUGUGGAGCCACAGUUGCAAGCUGUUAUUGAUGGCAUCUUUGAUCAACUGUUCCACCUCCCGGAACUACUCUCAAAUUUCCCAGGUGGUUUGUCAUCUGGACAGCAGUUGACAUCCUCUCAUAAUACAGGUUCUGUUUUAGCUCACUUUGAAGAAGAGUCACCUGUAAUGGGGUACUUUCAGAAAAGCUCUAAGACCAGGAACUUUGACAUUCCUCCCCAAAGAAUAGCAGUCAGGGAUUCUGUGAGGUGCUUGAAGUUUUCUACUUUUCCUUGGUUGACUUUGACCACAACAGAUCGACACAUUUUGUCAUCAAAUGAAAGCUCUCUCAGAAGUAGCAACCACAAUUUAGUACGGACCACUUGUGAGCUCCUGCAAGAUGUCAUUAUGCAGGACUUCCCUGCCGAAAUAUUCCUUCAAAGGCCAAGUAUAGUUAAUAAUCUUUUUUCCCUGCUGAAGCUCGGGAUGAAUGAUGCCAGCUACUUGACUGUACACGCGGUCGCCUGCCUGCUACAGCUGUGUACAAAUCUGAGGAGCCGACUUCGCUUUCACAGAGACCCCAGCUUCUACUCGGCCAAACAAGAUGCGGUAUCCCAGAAUUCCUCGAUGUCCUACUCUCAGGAAAUCCGCGGGACCCGCCAGUCUCUGGUGUCCUCCCCAGAGGAGUGCAGUCCCAGGCCCUCGGUGGUUGGACGGACGGGGCAGAGAGCCAGAGGGGACGGUCAGGAUGGUGACGCCGCCUCAUCCAGCGGCAGCAGCUCCCAGGCUGGCCCCGCCCCCGGGCCUCCCCCGCAGUCCCCGCUGGACGCGGCCCAUCUGGAGCUCCCCGAGACGGAGGGCGAGGACGUGCUGGAGCUGCGGCUCCGGCAGCUGAGCCUGGCCCAGUUCAGCGCCGCCGUCUUCGAGCACGCCCUGCCUCUCCUCCAGACAGAGAGAAUGAAGGCCUUCCUGAGUGUCCUGGAGCUUCUGUCAGAGGCUCUGCUGCUCCUGGGAGACAGUGUGUCAGAGCAGGUGUGGGAGGACAGCAGCCUAAUUGGACAGGAGCUGAAAGAAAAGCUGCAGGGGUCCAUGGAAUGUUUAGGAAACAUUCUAUGCCAUCACCACUCCGGCUCUUCCGAGCAGUCGGAGGCCGCGCUGGUUCACCGCAGGAUGACGUACGUGGGCACCGCCGUCUUCACCGUCCGCCUCCUCCAGACUCUGCUCCCCGUGGAACAGGCUGCCGAGAAUCUCCCGGAGAGCGCGGGGACGGCCCUCUUCCUCCUCUGCGUGGACGCGCCCUUCGGCGAAGCCUUCCCCGGCAUCCACGAGUCGGCCGUGGCCUACCUGGAGCAGGUCAACCCCGAGAGCCACGCCACCUACAGGCGCGUGGCCCAGGCCGCGCGGGCCGUGGAGUCCACCUGCACCUUCCUGAAGGAAGUGCACGCUGAGGGGGACAAAAACUGGUCAGAGCUUUUGGAGCUGGCAGACCAGGCCAUAUAUGGACUUCCGUAUCAUCAGCACCUACCGGUUGUGAAGGAGUGCAUUCAGAUCUGCUCCUACGUGUGGAAGUUCGCACAAGCGAGCCCUCUGCUUCGGGCAGAAAGCCAGAAGAUGUUUUUGAGGCUCUUGUCCCAUCCUCUUCAGGCGGUGAAGGCCGAGACUUACACUUGCACCCUGAAUGUUGUGAAGGAUUGCCUCGGAGUUCAGAAUGUCACAAAGCCGGUUUCAUCCAUCUGUAGCGGAGUGAACUUUCUCCUGAACGCCCAUGUCCUUUAUGAAAUUUCUACAUUUGGGCUCCAGGAUCAAGCAGAAAAGGUGAAAUGUGCUGCCAGGGACAUUCUUCUCUUCCUUCUGCAAGGGCAAUUGAUGAUGACACCUCCAACAUGGAACAAAUUAAUUGAAUCAGCCUGCCCAGUCAUCCCUAUAUUGCAGGGCUACGCAGGAGCUGAAGACGCGCUUGGAAACUGUAUCCUGCUGAUAAGUGAAGCGUCAAAUGAAAGGAGAGACGGAGCGUUUUCGAACGCCACCAGACUGAGAGGGGCUAUCCGUCUGCUCUUCUCUAAGCACCCAGCGGUGCGGGGCACUGCGGCCCAGCAUCUCUUGCCCCACCUCACCAGCGCAGGCGGCCUUGCUUCACGCCCGCCUUUGGAACGUGCCGUUUUGGAAGCGUUGCCGUCCUUAUACGUCGUGAACAAGCUGGUGGACAUAAAACUCAAUGACUCAGACAGGUCUCUUUUGAAGGUGGAGUCCGUAAGCAAGCUCUACAGCAUCCUCGCCUCAGAGACGGUUGACCUUGUUCUCAGGAGAUCUGCAGCAGAGCAGUUGGCUGUUGUUUUGCAGGAUACAGCAAUGCACGCGGUUUUAAAGAGUUUGGGACUGGUGGAGAAGGUGACAUCUUUUAUUCAAGAUUGCGUGAACAGCAAAAUUAAGAACACAGACUGCCUGUUGGAGCCCUGCUUUUCCAUGCUGAGGAAGUUAGUGACCGCCGACCCUUCGCUGCGCCACACCCUGGCUCAGCGGCCCGCCUUCCUGGUCACGCUGCUCAGAGCCUCAUUGAUAGUGAAGGAGGAUACAGGGGACUUGUCAGAGGCGGCCGCGCUCAUGUGCAUGUUGAUGUUCGAUGAAAGCGCAAGGAUGGACCUGUGGACCGACAGUUCUGAUGCCCGUGCAGUUCCCUCCCCGUUCUCAGUCCCAGUGUCUGUGAUAAGGAGGUAUGACCUGCCGCUUCAAGCCUCGUCUCACCACGCGGUCAGCCCGUACUGCGUCGUUCUGCCUCCGUACGCCGACCUGAAGACUCUGAAACCGGCUUGGGAGAUGCUGCAGUUUGCCUGGAACCGAGCGUGGCAUUCUGGGAUAGAUAACCUCCUAGAGCAACUGAAGGGCUACGGAGGUGACCUCCCAGAGUUCCACGCCGAUCUGACGAUGCCUGCAGCCCAGGGGGCGCUGUUGAAAGUAACGCACGUCAGCAGCGGGCUGCGGGACUGCCUGGAGUCCGUCCGCGGCGCCGACUCCCACAGCGCCGUCGGCUGCGCGCUGGCGAGGCUGCGCUUCUACCUCCUGACAGACCGCCUGGCCCUCAAGCUGGGCUCCGACAGCUCCAAGAGCGUCCUGAAGACUCUGGGGUGGCGACCUGCCAUCGAGAGGUUCCUCCAAGUUCAGCCCGCUUGCACAGAAGACGAAAAGCUUCUGGCGGACAUUGUGGCCUUUCUCAACGCCUUUUUCAAGCAGCAGAAGUCUGAAGCUGACGAAGCUGACGUGCGGUGGAUACUGGAGUUGCUUCUUAAACAGGAGAGGAAGACUCUGCUGGGCCUGCUGGCGCGCGGCGAGGCUCCGUCGCCGGGGGACGCGGAGGAAGCUCGGGAUCUCGUCACCCAGCGGCUGCAGAAGGCCCUGUCAGGCUUCUUCAACACGCUGCUGCAUCGUCUCGCCCACACCUCCGACAGGAUGAGCCUGGCCUUGGCGGGGCCUUUCAAGACGCAGCUGGCCGCGGGCCUGCUCCAGUGCCUGCGCGUGUCGGACGCGCCCCACUUCUACGGCCUGCCCUCGCUGGAGAGGACCCUGCGGGGGAUGGCCCACGUCACCGCCCUCCCCGGGUGGAGCUCGGGCGCCCCCGCCCCGGACUCCCUGGAGCUGUGCGUCAAGUACCUGAGCGGCCUGCUGGAGGUCAUAUCCUCUUUCUAUGUGGAAUGGGGGGGGAACUCCAUGUCAUUCAUGGGAAAAGGAGUCACAAAGAACGCGGUCCUCUGCUUGCUUCAUUUAUCAUAUGAAAUGAUGUCAGAGAGCAAGGAUAAGGAUUGGAUGUCCCUGUGGUCUCUGUCACAUGACCAGAGCUCUGAUGAGCCAGCUGCAUCUCAUUUGGGCCUGGCGUGGCUCAUUCCCUUGUGGGUGGACAGGGACCCUGAGGUGAGGUUCGCGAGCCUCGGCGUGGGCUCGGCGCUAACCGCGGUGCCGAGCGGAUGCCUUGCCCUCGCCGCCAGCUGCCAGAACAUCUCCGGCGGGCUGUGGGCGACGCUGCUGAGCAUCCUGCUGGACCAGCAGGAGUGCAGCAUGGUGCGCAGGGAGGCAGCAUUUAUUCUACAAAAUCUGCUUGUGAUGCCCAUGCCUGCCAGUAUGGAAGAAGCUAAAGACUGUGCUUGGCAGGGUCCGUGUGUGCACGAUGAGAGCUCUGGCCUGUCUCUGGUGGGGCUGCCUGCCCUGCAAGCCCUCCUGUACCACUGCCAGUUCUUCGAGCACAUCGGCCAAGCUGUCAGGUCCUGCUACCAGGGCAGGUACACCUUCGACCUGACCUUUCCCAGAGCUCCUAGCCUUGUGGGCAGCGUGACCGAAGAUUUUGAUGACUCACUGAAGCACUGGAGAUGCCCCACUGGACCAUUAAACCAGGGCCCGGAGUCAGACUCCCAGUCCACAUCGAGCACUCUGAUUCUUCCAGAAGAGCCAGGUGAAAGCUGUGCGCCUCCGCUGUCCUCCUCCAGGGCUCCCACUCAGCAGAUUGACAGCCGGCUCGUCGCCCAGGGCCAGAGCGACACCAGCGACUCCGGCAGCUCCCGGGACUCCCGCGCCGGGGAGGGGGCCCCGGAGCCCCGCGCCAUCGUCACCCCCCACCUGGCGUCGGCCGUCGCGGGGCUGCUGGCCAACCUGCUGGCCGUGCUGCCCGAGUUCACCCUCAGCGCCCUGGAGCACGGCCAAACCCUGGCCGCUUUCGCCAGUCUGGUCGAUGUGGGACCAAUAGAACGGUGCCUGGGUGAGCUGAAGACCCCCGGCCUGCUUCCCGGCAGUGAGGAAGACGCUAAGAACCAGGUUCUGAGCCUAUUCCAGUUCCUCUCCAGUUUUUCGAAAUUAUUUCAGUCGUGUGUCAUCCAAAAGCCAGAGCUGGUCUCUCGGAUGGAGUUUAUCAAACCCUUGCUGGCCAGUGCGUUUACCCUGCUUACGCUGAACAUCGAAGACAUUGAUGCGGGGACCAGAAGCUGCGCGCUGCAAACCUGGGCCGACGCGUUGGCGCUCCUGGCCGCGCUGCUGAGGACCGACAGCGCGGCGGUGCUCCCAUCUGUCGCCGGCGCUCUGGGAAAGCACUGGCAGCCAUUUUCAGGCGCUCUGUCGCUCUGCGUCCGGCUGUCCAGCGAGCGGCCCGCGCUCUGCUCCGCCGCGCUCCGCUUUCUCGCCGCCGCCCUGUCCGAGGAAGCGAAGAGGCGCGCGCAGGAAGUGGCCCGGCUCGGUAAACCGGGCCCGGCGACGCCUUUAUCCCGGCUCCUGAGUGACUCACCCGGAGCCCAGCUGUGUGAAGUCCUGCUGGAGAGCUUUGAGAAGCAAAUGUUUCAAGAUCCUCUGAAGAAGGUUUCUGCAAGGGCUCUCAUGUCUUUGCUUGCAAGCAGUCCGAGUGCGCAGACUCAUGCAUUGAAAGCUGGCCUGAUUGACAGUUCUGUGGAGCAAAUGAAGCACACCUAUACUCAGCUCCAUCUUGAGUCCCUCAAACCUGGAAAAGCUGCUCAAAGGAAAAAGGAAGAGAGCUGCAUGAGAGAACUAAAGAUGAUUUUGCAGAUACUCAGAAACUGCCUUUAUAAUCAUGAUGAAUGCAAAACCGCAGCCUCCGACUCUCGCCUGGCGCACGCGGUACACGCCCUCUGGCCCUGGCUUCUGCAGGACGACCGCGCCAUGGAGGCCGCGCUGGAGCUGCUCUGCGUCUACACCGCCAACUGUACCGCAGCUUGCAGCUCGCUGUGCUGGAGUAAUGCUGGACAGGGCCCUUUCCCCAGAGGUCCCACAAACAGCUCUUUGAUGCACAGUGUCAUGAAGCUGGCCUCCCACGUAGCCGCUGAAAACAGCCCCGUCCAGCGCCUGGCUUUUUCCCUGCUCUCCAACCUUGCCAUAUCCCGUGACUGUAAAGGGGUUCUGCAGAAGAGCAAUUUUCUGCAGUAUUUCCUGUCAAUACCACUACCAAAACCAGGGUCAAAGAGCCCUAACCCAUCAGUGAGUUUGUGGUUGAAGCUUCUGCUGAAUAUGUCCUUUGGCGAAGAUGGUCAGCAGACCAUACUGAAGAUAAAUGGCAGUUUGGAACUGCUGACAGAGAUGUCACAGUACAAACACAACGGCAACAGACCAGCUGCCCUGCUCAUUCUGCACAAUAUCUGCUUCAGUUCUGCCAAUAAACCAAAAAUCUUGGCUAGUGAUAAAUCUGUUGGGGUGUUGGUGUCCUGUCUGGAGAGCAAACUGCCGGACAUCCGUGCAGUAGGAGCAUCAGCGCUGUGGGCACUAUUACACAAUAAUCAGAAGGCAAAGGUGACUUUGAAGUGUCCCUCUGUCAGAGCUAAAGUUGAUGAAGCGUAUGCCUCAGCCAAAAAAGAAGCAGAGGAGAACAAAGACGAAGCCUUGAACUCUUACCUACUGAAGUGCCUGGCAAAGCUGGCUCAUCUGUUGAAUAACUGAAUGUUCUAAGCUGUGACUGUGAUAUAUGAACUGAGAAUAUAAUUUUUAUAACGUGCUUUUUAUAUUUUAUAUUAGGGUUUCAUAGACCUUUUGCUUUUUAAAUAAAGUGUAUAUUAGUAUUUAUAUAUUUUUUAAUGAUAUUGUUUAUCGAAUUGUUUAGUUUUUAUGUUAAAUAAAGUGUGGGAUAAAAAACUUCUGUCUCAUUUUUUUAAAAACAACAUGCUUUCUCGGGGAAAGAAGUGACUCACUUAAUGAAAAAUUAUAUUAGUAAAUUAACUUUGUUUCAUUAACGCAAUUUCCAAGAGGCGGUAAAAAAUAAUUAUUUUGGUCAUAUGCAUACGCCCAUUGACACUGUAAACAUCUAAGAAUUUCUGUGGCCUGGGGAUGGCACUGUAGAAUGCUCCAUCUGACGCACACUGAGGAGCUCGUGUGCAGAAAAUGGGCCGUCAGUGUGGCUGAAGUGCCGUUCUGUAGUGCUUUCAAACAGGAAGUGCUGGUUGAAGCUCCUCGCUCAUCAAUGCUGCAUUCAUUCCUUCUGGCCUGCCGUGAGUGGAGUAAGAUGAAGAAAAUACAAAAGGAUUGCUGGUACUUCAUGGUACUUCUGAUUCUGCUUGGUUCGACCAGAGAUGCCUUCUCAGCAAAACCUGCAGACUCCAUCGUGAAACUAGAGCAGAGUAUAACUCUGGAAUGCCUAUGUCCUUGGAGUGGAAACCUCAGCAUGAUAGCCUGGGUGAAGAUGCCAGAAAAAAAGCAAGUAGCUGUU
Molecule: messenger RNA, 7631 nt
Organism: Anguilla anguilla (European eel)
Lineage: Eukaryota; Metazoa; Chordata; Actinopteri; Anguilliformes; Anguillidae
Gene: rttn
Product: rotatin
Exons: 50
Coding region: 185-6868 (2227 amino acids)
Biological process (GO): centriole-centriole cohesion; centriole replication; ciliary basal body organization
Cellular component (GO): centrosome; ciliary basal body; centriole
Source: RefSeq, a predicted model, not a curated record